This is a messenger RNA of Naegleria lovaniensis, 621 nucleotides long. RefSeq lists its product as uncharacterized. Lineage: Eukaryota; Heterolobosea; Eutetramitea; Acrasida; Naegleriidae. The transcript has a single exon. The record is from RefSeq and is a predicted model, not a curated record. The coding region runs from base 1 to 621 and encodes 206 amino acids.
AUGUCUGUUCAACCAGGAUAUGGUUAUUCAUUCUUGGUCAUGCCUUCCGAGGCCUUUUCGAAAUUUCAAGAAAUGUUUGAUGCUUUUAAUGAUGAUUGGAAAUUGGAUAAUCAUGGAAAGGAAUUUAAAAAGUCGUCAUUGAAUAAUAAUGACAGUACGGAUCGACCACGACAGAAUUUUCAUUCCACAUUUGUUGGAAAAAUUCCGAAUAGCAAGAAAGAGGAAGCGAUUAAAGCCUUGCAGGAAUUGGUCACAAAUGGAGCAGAUGGCAAGAAAUUGUAUCCAUUCAAAGCAACCAUUGAACAUUUUAUGAUUUCUCCUGUUGAGAGAAUUAAAAACAAAAAGGUGUAUUGUUUAUUUGCCGCUUUGAAAAUUGAAACAUUGAGGCAAGAUCAAAUGUCAUUUGUACAUGCUAGAAGAAAAUGUGCAGAAAUUACUGGUGGAAAAAUUGUUUAUAAUGAGAACGAAGCUCAUGUAUCAUUGAUUUAUACUGAUGAGACUCAUGUAGAGGAAUUAAAACAAAUCGUUGAUCGGUUUAACGACAAAUUUGAAUUCGAAAUUGAUGAAGUGGCGAUUAAAUUCCAUGAAGAUACAGUCAAAAUUCCAUUUAUCAAGGAGUAG